Messenger RNA from Haliotis rubra (blacklip abalone), 777 nucleotides. Its product is annotated as soluble scavenger receptor cysteine-rich domain-containing protein SSC5D-like. NCBI's taxonomy places the organism in Eukaryota, Metazoa, Mollusca, Gastropoda, Lepetellida, Haliotidae. Bases 1 to 777 code for a protein of 258 amino acids. The transcript has 2 exons. The record is from RefSeq and is a predicted model, not a curated record.
AUGACACCCCUGUCACCAAGAUCAGCACGACACCCCUGUCAACGGCCUCAACACACCACCCCUGUCACCGACCUCAGCACCCCUCCCCGUCACCAAGAUCAGCACGCCAACUCCGUCACCGACCUCACCACGCUACCCCCGUCACCGACCGCAGCACGCGACCCCUGUCACAGACCUCAGGAAGCCACUUCUGUCACCGACCUCAGCACGGCACCCCUGUCACCGACCUCAGCAGGCGACUGCUGUAACCGACUUCAGGAAACCACCUCUGUGUCCGACCUCACGACGAUAACCCUGUCACCAACGUCAGCACGCGACCCUUGUCACCGACCUCAGCACGCCACCCUUGUUAUGGGCCUCAGCAAGCAAAACCUGUCACCUACCUUAGCACGAAAGCCCUGUCACAAUGAUCAACACAACACCAUUGUCAACAAGAUCAGCACACCACCCCUGUCACCGGCCUCCUCACGCCACCCCUGUCACCGACCUCAGCACGCAACCCCUGUCACGGACCUCAGCAUGCCACCUCUGUCACCGACCUCACAUGCCACCUAUGGCACCAACCUCAGCACGACAGCCUUGUCACCGACCUCAGCACGCGACGGUUGUCACCGACCUCAGGAAGCCACCACUGUCAACGACCUCAUCACGCUACCCCUGUCACCGACCACAGCAUUCCACCCCUGUCAACGACCUCAGCACGCCUACUCUGUCACAGACCUCAGCACGACAACCCUGUCACCGACUUCAGCAGGUCACCACUGUCACCGAAUGUAG